AAUCAUAAAAGCGCAAUGACUUGUAAUUUUUUGUGCCAAUACACCUAUGUGCUUCUUUGGCUUGAAACUGGCUCAGCCUCUAUGAUGGGAAAACAUAACAACAUAAACAAUAUUGGUGCUCAUAACCAUCAGCACUCAUCUUCUUCCACCACAACUUCUUCCUCCACUUCAAGCUCUUCCACCAUUACUUCUUCAGUCUCGGAUCACAAUUCAAAAUCUGCUGCUUCUUCAACUUAUGUAGCUAAAAAGGCUUCAAGAAAAGCAGAAGAUGAUGAAACCAGCUAUGAAGCUAACAAGAAACUCAAGAGUGACGACAAUGGGAGAUGUCCCAGUUACAGAGGCGUACGUAUGCGUAGUUGGGGCAAAUGGGUUUCUGAAAUUCGGGAACCAAGAAAGAAAUCGAGAAUCUGGCUUGGAACUUACCCUACUGCAGAAAUGGCAGCUCGAGCCCAUGAUGUUGCAGCUCUAGCCAUCAAAGGCCGUUCAGCUUUCCUCAAUUUUCCUGAUUUCGUCCAUCAACUUCCUCGCCCACUCACGACUUGCCCAAAAGACAUCCAAGCUGCCGCAGCCAAAGCCGCCGCCCUCACAGUUCAAGACACAACCCCUUCAUAUACUCAAACUGAAGUUCAAGGUGACGCCGAACACAGCCAACCUAAGCUUCCUCAUGUUUCUCCUUCCACUGAUAUUGAUGACGACACCUUGUUUGACCUGCCUGAUCUCUUCAUCAAUGGCUCUGAUCGAAGUGGCGGAUUUUGCAAUGACUUAUCAUCAACCUGGCAACUUUGUGCAGCCGAUACUGGGUUCCAAGUUGAGGAGCUAUUCUUGUGGGAAUAUCAGUAGAGAAUGAGAGCAAAUCUCAUUCUGACUUCUCACAUUUGGUCACUAAAACUGUCUUGCAAUCUGUAGCUAACACUAUAACAAGAUUAAACCCAGUUGGAAUCAUGUUUGGUUUGUUAAUUUUUACCUUUGCUUUAUUGAUUUGCACUCCUAUUUACAAUUAUUAGAUAUGAACAAUCAUCAGGCCGUAUAUGCACAUAAUAAAUCAUGAUCUUGUUCCAAUUA
This is a messenger RNA of Mangifera indica (mango), 1062 nucleotides long. Its product is annotated as ethylene-responsive transcription factor ERF039-like. The record is from RefSeq and is a predicted model, not a curated record. The transcript has a single exon. Lineage: Eukaryota; Viridiplantae; Streptophyta; Magnoliopsida; Sapindales; Anacardiaceae. Gene Ontology annotation, molecular function: DNA-binding transcription factor activity; DNA binding. Gene Ontology annotation, biological process: regulation of DNA-templated transcription. The coding region runs from base 16 to 840 and encodes 274 amino acids.